AUGGAUAACUCCACUUGUGUUCUUGGUAAUGGUAGCUCCAUUAGUUUAUGGUCCGAUCGUUGGUGUGGCUCUCCGCUUUUCCUUCAUAGCGAUGCUCCGGUCUUGUUUGAGGAACACUCGGUUGACAGGUUGUUAAUUAAUGGUUCGUGGGACUUUUCUCGCUCAGCUACCUACAUCCCAGCCUCGCUGCAGGUUCGCAUAUGUAGUUGCACCAUCCCUAUCGUCUCCCGUCCUGACAAAAGAUGCUGGGACAAUUCUCCAAAUGGAGAGCUUUCUCUCAAGUUGGCUUAUGAUUUCAAGAGAAGUAGAGGUAUUCCGCAAGAUCGGUGGAAGAUGAUUUGGAACAAUUAUAUUCCUCCCUCCAUCUCCUUCAUGGUUUGGAGACUUAUGCACCAUAAAAUGCCUACUGAUGAUCUUUGGCUUAGAAGGGGUUUUUCUUUCCCUUCUAGAUGUUCUCUUUGCGGCUGUAUGGAUGAAUCGGAGCAACACCUUUUCUUCAAUUGUCGGUUUGCUUUGAUGCUUUGGAGUUGGCUUAAAUCAAUGCUUAAUCUCUCCUUCUCAAUCCUUGGAUGGGAAGACAUUUGGAGGAUUUUAGACAAAGAUGGUGCUGUCCAAUGCAAAGUCAUUAAUCUUGCGGCUGUUUUUUCGCUUUUGCACACGAUUUGGUUCGCUAGGAAUAAGGCCAGGUUUAAUGACUUAAAACUCCCUAUUUCUUCCUGUGUUUCCUCUAUUAAAAGUAGUGUGUUUCUUGCUGGCAAUGCUGUUUCUCAUGGAUCUCAUCUGAAUAUGCAAGAUUUUGCUCUCAUCAAGAGUUUUAAGGUGACAAUUCGGCCUCCGAGGGCACCGAAUAUUAAAGAGGUUUUGUGGUAG
Vicia villosa (hairy vetch) is the source of this 870-nucleotide messenger RNA. RefSeq lists its product as uncharacterized. Lineage: Eukaryota; Viridiplantae; Streptophyta; Magnoliopsida; Fabales; Fabaceae. The record is from RefSeq and is a predicted model, not a curated record. The transcript has a single exon. Bases 1 to 870 code for a protein of 289 amino acids.